CCAGACCAUGAAAGGGAUUCAUUAUUAACUAGUGGCAAGUCCCUGAUUUCUGCAUGCUUCUACAACUUGCUCUUUUCUAUUGAAACCUUAAGCCCCCUCUGUUAGUCUCACAGGCUCUCAUAUUACAGCUCCAUCCCCCCUUUCAAUGUGAGUAGAAUCCCUACAACUAACGCAAAGGCAGUAGUCUCAUCUGUGGCUGUGGGAAACAUGGCUGUAAUCUCUGCUGGAUAUAUUUUUUUGCUGCUAUUGCCUUUCUGUCUAACAAACUUAUGUGCUAGUGCUGAGGAGCUGAAUAUAGAAGAAGCAGUUCUCCCUGAAUCUUCCCUGCAAAAGCCCAGUGUCCUGAUUGCCAUCAUCGCUAGGAAUGCUGCACACACGCUGCCUUAUUUUAUGGACUGCAUUGAUAAACUGGAUUACCCCAAGAGCAGAAUCGCUAUUUGGGCAGCAACAGAUCACAACAUUGAUAACACCACAGCCAUAUUACGAGAAUGGUUAAAAAGUGUGCAGAAGCUAUAUCAUUAUGUUGAAUGGAGGCCUAUGGCAGAACCUCAAUCAUACGCUGAUGAACUUGGACCAAAACACUGGCCAGCUUCCAGAUUUGCCCAUGUAAUGAAACUGCGCCAAGCCGCAUUGCGUACUGCCAAAGAGAAAUGGUCUGAUUAUAUCUUGUAUAUAGAUGCCGACAACUUUUUAACCAAUCCCCAGACUUUAAAUCUGAUGAUGAAAGAAAACAAGACAAUUGUUGCCCCAAUGCUUGAAUCUCGAACUCUCUACUCUAACUUUUGGUGUGGAAUGACACCUCAGGGCUACUAUAAAAGAACUCCAGACUAUGUUCUGAUAAGAGAGUGGAAGAGAUUGGGUUGUUUCCCUGUUCCAAUGGUUCAUUCGACUAUUCUCAUUGACCUCAGGAAGGAGGCAUCCAAAAACCUACAGUUUUAUCCUCCACAGGAAGAUUACACCUGGGCAUUUGAUGAUAUUAUUGUCUUUGCAUUCUCUAGCAGACAAGCAGGAAUUCAAAUGUAUAUCUGUAACAGAGAGCAUUAUGGGUAUCUUGCUGUUCCAAUGAAACCUCAUCAAAGCCUGCAGGAUGACAUAGAUUAUUUUGUGCAUGUGCAGACAGAAGCAAUGAUUGACCGCCCACCUCUGGAACCAUCUCGGUAUGUCCAGGUGCCACCCAAACACCCAGAUAAAAUGGGAUUUAAUGAGAUUUUUAUGAUCAACUUGAAGCGACGGCAAGAUCGCAGAGUACGUAUGCUUCGAAGUCUAUAUGAACAGGAAAUCCAAGUGAAAAUUUUUGAUGCUGUUGAUGGAAAGGCACUGAAUGCGAGCCAACUGAAGGCAAUGAAAAUAGAAGUGAUACCUGGAUAUCACGAUCCCUACUCUGGUAGAACACUAACAAGCGGUGAAAUUGGCUGUUUCCUUAGCCAUUACUAUAUAUGGAAAGAGGUGGUUGACAGGGGCCUUGAAAAAUCACUCGUCAUUGAGGAUGAUGUUCGGUUUGAGCCUUUAUUUAAACACAAGCUAAUGAAGUUGAUGAAUGACAUUGAAGAGGCUGAAGUGGAGUGGGAUUUGAUCUACAUUGGUAGAAAGCGAAUGCAAGUAGAGCGCCCAGAAAAGGCAGUUCCAAAUGUAAUGAAUCUGGUUGAGGCUGACUAUUCCUACUGGACCCUUGGAUAUGCCAUUUCCAGGCAAGGAGCAGAGAAACUAAUAGCAGCAGAACCUUUCAAUAAGAUGUUACCAGUGGAUGAGUUCCUUCCUGUCAUGUUUAACAAACACCCAGUAAAGAAAUAUUUGGAAUAUUAUGAAUCUCGGAAUUUGAAGGCCUUCUCUGCUGAACCUCUGCUUGUCUACCCUACACACUACACAGGCCAACCAGGGUAUUUUAGUGACACUGAGACAUCCACCAUCUGGGACAAUGAAACACUAGUAACUGAUUGGGAUCGAAGGUACUCUUUGAAAUCUAGAGAGCAGGGUCAGAUACACAGCGACGCUCAGAACAAGGACGCGUUACCGCCUCAGCCGACACUUGAAACAACAUCAUCACGGGAUGAACUAUAAUUAUUGGAAAACAUGUGCAGGGCACAUCAUUUUUGUAUAGAUGCUGUAUUUUUUACUGUGAAUUUUUUAGUAUAAGGAAUUAAAGAUAUUUUUAUUUAAAGAGAAAAAGAUCACAUAGAAAUCAA
Messenger RNA from Xenopus tropicalis (tropical clawed frog), 2183 nucleotides. It is a transcript of the gene colgalt2, whose product is annotated as collagen beta(1-O)galactosyltransferase 2. Gene Ontology annotation, molecular function: procollagen galactosyltransferase activity. The transcript has 12 exons. NCBI's taxonomy places the organism in Eukaryota, Metazoa, Chordata, Amphibia, Anura, Pipidae. The record is from RefSeq and is a predicted model, not a curated record. The coding region runs from base 208 to 2058 and encodes 616 amino acids.